This is a messenger RNA of Carica papaya (papaya), 973 nucleotides long. The record is from RefSeq and is a predicted model, not a curated record. Lineage: Eukaryota; Viridiplantae; Streptophyta; Magnoliopsida; Brassicales; Caricaceae.
AAAAACUAAUUCAUUGGACAAUUAUUAGAAUAGUUUAGAAAUAUAUUCUUGCAAAUAAUACAUAAUGAUUUAGUUUCAUGAGAUCAUUUAUGAUGAUAGGCACAGAAGGUACUAGGUGAAGGUGAAAUGAGUGGCCAGCAUUCCCCUCCUUCUCAAUUUCAUCUUCCAUUUUCAUUUCACUGAAACUGAUUUCUGUCCUUUUUUUGUAGAAACGCAUUUGUCUAUUUGUAGAUUCCUAAAGAUCAUUCCAGUCUUUGAUGUUAGCUUCUGUAAAUUCUUCCUCCACAAAAAAUGGAAAAGUGUUCUUUUUUCCUGCUCUCUUGUAGCGAUAUGAUAGGUGUGUAUUCUAUUUAUGUUGUAUAAAUGUUGUUGGGUGGUCUUGGUUUACUGAUCAGUGAUCAGGGGAGAGCAGAUAAGCUGACCUGUUUUUUCAGCCAUGGAUGAACAACCUCUUCUCUCCGAUGGAGGGUUUCAUCUGUCUAAUUCUUACAAGGAAACGCCUGUUUUGGUAUCAUUUCUCAAAUGGGUUCUGAAAUUUGUAAUGUGGGUGGUUUUCCUUUUGUGGGUCUCCGUGAUUUUUCUCUUCCCUCUAGAAAUUAUCAGCAAGAUUUUCUCCCCUAACUUUGAAGCAUUGACUUCUCUGCCUUUUGGAAUCAAAGGAAAUUUUUUCUUGGCAUUCGCUGGUCCAAUUCUUGUUCUCACUUUCCUUUCCACUGCAUAUCUUAUCAUCUCUGGGGAAGCUGUGUACAACAAGAAGAAGGGGUCAAAGUACCCAACCCUCAGGUUAUGGACUCUUCCUGUUCUUGUGGAUGGACCAUUUGGGGUUGUUUCAGCUGCCGAGUUCAUUGGGAUUCUCUUCUUUGUUGUGUUUAUCAUCUGGGGUGCUUAUGCUUACACCAUGAGCAACCUUCAGUUGGCACCCAUCUUUCAUGCGAAUACCAAGUAUGAGUUUAGGUAAAGUGUCUUAUAUCUU